This is a messenger RNA of Penicillium verrucosum, 465 nucleotides long. RefSeq lists its product as uncharacterized. The coding region runs from base 1 to 465 and encodes 154 amino acids. Gene Ontology annotation, molecular function: transmembrane protein transporter activity. The record is from RefSeq and is a predicted model, not a curated record. The transcript has 2 exons. Lineage: Eukaryota; Fungi; Ascomycota; Eurotiomycetes; Eurotiales; Aspergillaceae. Gene Ontology annotation, cellular component: mitochondrial inner membrane; TIM23 mitochondrial import inner membrane translocase complex. Gene Ontology annotation, biological process: protein import into mitochondrial matrix.
AUGGAUCACACGCGCGAUCCCUGUCCCUGGGUUGCCCUGAGCGACUUCGGUGGUGCCUUCGCCAUGGGUGCUAUUGGCGGUGCUGUCUGGCACGGUGUUAAGGGAUUCCGCAACAGUCCAUACGGCGAGCGCCGGAUAGGUGCGCUCACAGCAAUCAAAGCGCGCGCUCCCGUCCUCGGUGGCAACUUCGGCUGCUGGGGAGGUCUCUUCAGUAUUUACGACUGUUCAAUUAAGGGUCUUCGCAAGAAGGAAGAUCCCUAUAAUGCUAUCAUUGCUGGUUUCUUUACCGGUGGCUCCCUUGCUAUCCGUGGUGGUUAUAAGGCCGCCCGAAACUCCGCUAUUAUGUGUGCCGUCUUCCUCGCUGUCAUCGAGGGUGUCGGUAUUGGAUUCCAGCGCAUGAUGGCCGAUAACACAAAGCUCGAGCUUCCUCCCCUUCCUCCGUCGGAACAGAAGGCCCUCGCUUGA